AGACAUAGAAGAGCUCUAAAGAAGAUAGAAUUGUAUGCUGUACAGUACAGCUGCAGCAAAUGUUCCAGUAUAGCAACAAUGGAUGUUCAAGAUUAAGAGUAAAUUAGACUCAAGUAUAUAAUUAAGACAGAAAUGAAAUACUGGAGGUGCAGUUAAAGGGUUUUGCUUCAUCCCAAUUCUCAUUUUCUCUCAGAGGUAACCAGUGUCAGGUUUUUUCUCUUUGUUUUACUUGCAACUAUAAAUUUUCAACUGUGAAUUUCCCAGGAAGCUCAUGAUUUUAAUGGUCAAGAUCUGUGUGGUAAUUUCAAGAUGAUGACUCUUCCAGCUGGGGCAAGUGUUAAACUGAGUUAGAGGAUUUAGCUCUCUGACAUAUUUGGCUGGCUAUAUGAACCUGUUGCUCUUACCAAACCCCUAAGUGUCUGACAUCUCUAGCAUCUUUCUGCUUUAGGAACUGUGACUAAUGAGAAUCAAAGACCAUGGAUGAAGAUGAAAUUGAAUUGCAGCCACAAGAAUCAAACUCAUUUUUUGAUGGAAUAGUUUUUCAGAACACUUCCCAUACAUUCCCAUUUGAUCAUCACAACAGUCCUGUGAGGAACUGAUGCUACACACAUGGAUGGUGAUCAGAUUGUUGUGGAAGUUCAAGAAACUGUUUUUGUUUCAGAUGUUGUGGAUUCAGAUAUAACUGUACAUAACUUUGUUCCUGAUGACCCAGACUCAGUUGUAAUUCAAGAUGUUAUUGAGGAUGUUGUUAUUGAGGAUGUUCAGUGCUCAGAUAUCUUAGAAGAAGCAGAUAUAUCUGAAAAUGUCAUCAUUCCUGAGCAAGUGCUUUAUUCAGAUGUAACCGAAGAAGUUUCUUUAGCACAUUGCACAGUCCCAGAUGAUGUUUUAGCUUCCGACAUUGCUUCAGCCUCAAUGUCUAUGCCAGAACACGUCUUGACAAGUGAAUCUAUACAUGUGUCUGACAUUGGACAUAUUGAACACGUUGUUCAUGAUAGUGUAGUAGACGCAGAAAUCGUGACUGAUCCUCUGACAACUGAUGUAGUUUCAGAAGAAGUAUUGGUAGCAGAUUGUGCCUCUGAAGCAGUCAUAGAUGCCAACGGGAUCCCUGUGGACCAGCACGAUGGUGAUAAAAGCAACUGUGAGGACUACCUUAUGAUUUCCUUGGAUGAUACUGGCAAAAUAGAACAGAAUGAUGCCUCUGUAAUGGCUAUGGACACAGAGUCGGAAAUCAGUUCUUGUAAAGUGGAUGGCACUUGUCCUGAAGUUAUUAAAGUAUACAUUUUUAAAGCUGAUCCUGGAGAGGAUGACUUAGGUGGCACUGUAGACAUUGUGGAGAGUGAGCCUGAGAAUGAUUGUGGGGAACUACUUGACCAGAAUAGCAGUAUUCGUGUGCCAAGGGAAAAGAUGGUUUAUAUGACUGUCAAUGACUCUCAGCAAGAAGGUGAAGAUUUAAAUGUUGCAGAAAUUGCUGAUGAAGUUUAUAUGGAAGUGAUUGUGGGAGAAGAAGAUGCUGCUGUUGCAGCAGCAGCAGCUGCUGCUGCUGUGCAUGAACAGCAAAUUGAUGACAAUGAAAUAAAGACUUUCAUGCCAAUAGCAUGGGCAGCAGCUUAUGGUAAUAAUUCUGAUGGAAUUGAAAACCGGAAUGGCACUGCAAGUGCCCUCUUGCACAUAGAUGAGUCUGCUGGACUUGGCAGACUGGCUAAACAAAAACCAAAGAAAAGGAGAAGACCUGAUUCCAGGCAGUACCAAACAGCAAUAAUAAUUGGCCCUGAUGGACAUCCCUUAACUGUCUAUCCUUGCAUGAUUUGUGGGAAAAAAUUUAAGUCCAGAGGUUUUUUGAAAAGACACAUGAAAAAUCAUCCUGAACACCUUGCCAAAAAGAAAUACCACUGUACUGACUGUGAUUACACUACCAACAAGAAGAUAAAUUUACACAACCACCUGGAAAGCCACAAGCUGACCAGCAAGACAGAGAAAGCCAUCGAGUGCGAUGAAUGUGGGAAGCAUUUCUCUCAUGCUGGGGCUUUGUUUACUCACAAAAUGGUGCAUAAGGAAAAAGGAGCCAAUAAAGUUCAUAAGUGUAAAUUUUGUGACUAUGAAACAGCUGAACAAGGGUUAUUGAAUCGCCACCUUUUGGCAGUCCACAGCAAGAACUUUCCUCAUAUUUGCGUAGAGUGUGGUAAAGGUUUUCGUCAUCCAUCAGAGCUCAAAAAGCACAUGCGAAUCCAUACUGGAGAGAAGCCAUACCAAUGCCAACAUUGCGAAUAUAGGUCUGCAGACUCUUCUAACUUGAAAACGCAUGUAAAAACUAAGCAUAGUAAAGAGAUGCCAUUCAAGUGUGACAUAUGUCUUCUGAAUUUCUCAGAUACCAAAGAGGUGCAGCAACAUGCUCUUACUCACCAAGAAAGCAAAACACACCAGUGUUUGCAUUGCGACCACAAGAGUUCAAACUCGAGUGAUUUGAAACGACACAUAAUUUCAGUGCACACGAAGGACUACCCCCACAAGUGUGACAUGUGUGAUAAAGGCUUUCAUAGGCCUUCAGAACUCAAGAAACACGUGGCUGCCCACAAGGGUAAAAAAAUGCACCAGUGUAGACACUGUGACUUUAAGAUUGCAGAUCCAUUUGUUCUAAGUCGCCAUAUUCUCUCGGUUCACACAAAAGACCUUUCAUUUAGGUGUAAGAGAUGUAGAAAGGGAUUUAGGCAACAGAAUGAGCUUAAAAAGCAUAUGAAGACACACAGUGGCAGGAAAGUGUAUCAGUGUGAAUACUGUGAGUAUAGCACUACAGAUGCCUCAGGCUUUAAACGACAUGUUAUUUCCAUACAUACGAAAGACUACCCUCACCGUUGUGAGUACUGUAAGAAAGGGUUCCGGAGACCUUCGGAAAAGAACCAGCACAUAAUGCGGCAUCAUAAAGAAGUGGACCUGCCCUGA
This is a messenger RNA of Molossus molossus (Pallas's mastiff bat), 2937 nucleotides long. Its product is annotated as zinc finger X-chromosomal protein-like. The record is from RefSeq and is a predicted model, not a curated record. Gene Ontology annotation, molecular function: metal ion binding; DNA-binding transcription activator activity, RNA polymerase II-specific; RNA polymerase II cis-regulatory region sequence-specific DNA binding. Gene Ontology annotation, biological process: regulation of transcription by RNA polymerase II. Lineage: Eukaryota; Metazoa; Chordata; Mammalia; Chiroptera; Molossidae. The coding region runs from base 610 to 2937 and encodes 775 amino acids. The transcript is spliced from 12 exons. Gene Ontology annotation, cellular component: nucleus.